CCGGUCCGAUUCAUCUCGGAUUUGAUCGUCGAGGACUCGUGGAGUCACGUCUUCAUGGACACACUGGCGCCGCGAGGCUUUAUCAAGGUGGCGGCAGUGAGGAUGCAAGGUUUGCUGCUGUUGGUGUUCGCCAAACAGUCACACCUGCCUUACGUCCGAGAUAUCCACAGCACAUACACUCGCACCGGCAUCUUUGGAUACUGGGGAAACAAAGGGGCGGUGUCGGUGCGCUUUUCUUUCUACGGCCACAAGGUGUGUUUCCUCAACUGCCACCUGGCGGCGCACAUGAGCCAUGCCCUGCAGCGUGUCGAUGAGUUUGAGCACAUUCUGGAGACGCAAGAGUUCGACACGGAUGACGCACGUCGGGUUCUGGACCACAAGCUUGUGUUCUGGUUUGGAGAUUUGAACUUCCGCAUUGCUGACCAUGGCCUUCACUUCCUGCGCUCGUCCAUCAAUGGUGGACGUCUCAACCUGCUGUGGAGCAAGGACCAGCUACUCACCAUGAAGAAAAAAGAGGCCUUCCUGCAGGAGUUUGAGGAGGGACCCCUGAAUUUCAAACCAACCUACAAGUUCAGCCGGAACUCCGACGCCUACGACCUUGGCGGAAAGAAGCGAAAGCCUGCAUGGACCGACCGCAUCCUAUGGCGGGUCAAACCCAAAAACGUACCGUCGGAAGAUGACGACGACAAGUUGUCGAGCGCUACGGACGACAGCCUGGACGAGUACCCUCUGGUGGUCAACCAAGAUAAAUACACGAGUGAUAUGAGCUAUGGCAUUAGCGACCAUAAGCCUGUCAUGGCUAGCUUCAGUCUGGAGCUAAGGAAACACUUUGAUACUCCGCUGGUUCAUGUCUCACCUGAAGGCGUCUGGAGUGCCGACCAGGACGCUCUCCUCAACUACACAGUGCAGGAAGACUUCCUCUCCUCAACGUGGGACUGGAUCGGCCUCUAUAAGGUCGGCUUCAAAAGUUCAAGCGACUAUGAGACUUUUGUGUGGGUUCGAGAGGACGAGUUGCCUGAGAUUGAUGAAGUCAUACAGAUCUCAGUGGAUAAGGACGAUAUCCCUCUGCUGGGUGGACAGUAUGUACUGGGCUAUUACAGCACUAACAUGCAGAGCAUCAUUGGCCUCAGUGCUAACUUCCAGAUCUUAGAGUCAAAACGUGCCGUCAUGGAGGGUCUCGUGCCAGAGAACAUCAAUGGGCUCCGCAAAUAGAAGAAGAAACUUUUGUGUCUUAUUAGCUUCAAGCUUGAUCAAAGAUGAGGACUGGAAAAGACAAUACAUUUAAAAGACACAUUUG
Syngnathus typhle (broad-nosed pipefish) is the source of this 1297-nucleotide messenger RNA. It is a transcript of the gene inpp5kb, whose product is annotated as inositol polyphosphate-5-phosphatase Kb. Bases 55 to 1212 code for a protein of 385 amino acids. The transcript is spliced from 10 exons. Gene Ontology annotation, cellular component: cytoplasm; plasma membrane; ruffle. Gene Ontology annotation, molecular function: phosphatidylinositol-3,4,5-trisphosphate 5-phosphatase activity; phosphatidylinositol-4,5-bisphosphate 5-phosphatase activity; inositol bisphosphate phosphatase activity. Gene Ontology annotation, biological process: negative regulation of phosphatidylinositol 3-kinase/protein kinase B signal transduction; negative regulation of peptidyl-serine phosphorylation; negative regulation of insulin receptor signaling pathway. The record is from RefSeq and is a predicted model, not a curated record. Lineage: Eukaryota; Metazoa; Chordata; Actinopteri; Syngnathiformes; Syngnathidae.